This is a messenger RNA of Hordeum vulgare subsp. vulgare (domesticated barley), 1520 nucleotides long. Its product is annotated as ACT domain-containing protein ACR2-like. The transcript has 4 exons. The record is from RefSeq and is a predicted model, not a curated record. Lineage: Eukaryota; Viridiplantae; Streptophyta; Magnoliopsida; Poales; Poaceae. The annotation marks the transcript as partial.
GUUCUUCACCUAUCUAACUACAAAGUUUUCAGUUCAUCAUUUCCAUCUUUUCCCAACUGUUCUGCAGUUUUCCAUGUGAGAGAUCAGGAAGGAAACAAGGUUUACAGUAAGAAGGCCAUAAACUAUAUAGAGCAGGCAAUAUGUACUAGAGAUUCUGGGAGGUUCACAGUGACAAGAUCAAAUGAGCUUGCAUCCAAACCAGAUGUUGCCACACACUAUACAGGAAUUGAAAUGAUUGGCCACAACCGGCCUGGAAUUUUCUCUGAGAUAUCUGCUGUUCUUGCUGAGCAGGGGUGUAAUGUUAUGGAAGCGCAUGCUUGGAGCCAUAAGGAUAGUUUAGCUUGUGUUGCAUUUGUGUCUGAUGAAUCAACAUCAACCCGCAUCAAUGAUCCAGACCGCCUAGCCUCUAUUCAGGACCAUCUUUGUACUGUUCUUGGACCGGGUACCUCGGUGGAUGAAGAUGGGCGUCGCGCAAGAGCUCAUCUGCUUGGGGUUGAUGGGCUGACAAGCCAUCCCGAGCGGCGGUUGCAUCAGCUAAUGUUUGCUAGUAAAGAUUUUGAUGGGCAGCCGGGACAGGUAUCUGCUGCCUUCCCAAUGCUUAGUUUGGAUGGUUACAAAAAGGGCAGUCGGACGGUGGUCUCUGUUGAUCGGUGCAAUGAGAAAGGAUAUUCAGUCAUAAGUGUUGAAUGUGUGGACCGGCCAAAGUUGAUGUUUGACACUGUGUGUACGCUCACCGACAUGCAAUUCGAUGUCUUCCAUGCCUCAGUUUCUUCCUGUGGGCCUUUUGCCUGUCAGGAGUAUUACAUCAGACACAGGGAUGGACAUAUUCUGGACACUCCGAAUGAAAGGUGCUUAGUUGUGAAAGGCGUGAAAGCUGCAGUGGAGCGGCGAACUUGUGAGGGUGUGAAGCUGGAGCUAUGCACUGAGAACAACGCAGGUCUCCUGUCGUAUAUUACUCGGGUCCUCCGGGAGAACGGGUUAACGGUUACGCAGGCAGACAUUGCCAUGGACGGGGACAUGAUGAAAAACACAUUAUACGUCCAAGGCAUCUCAGACAACAAGAUCGACAUGGAUGUCGUCGAGUCUGUCAGGAGGGAGCUUGAGCCCCUGUCCUUCCAGGUGAAGGAUGAUUGGCUUAUGUCCCCAGGGCAACUGGAAGGCGAACCUGUGGCCGAGAGAAAUGGCUUCUGCAUCCUUCGCCUGCUGAGGUCGAAGUUAGAGAGCCUGUCUCAUGGUUUCAUCUCCUCCGGGUAGUUUGGCUCCGUUAAUGUGAUGGUCUUUCUGCAGCCUGGGCUGUGUAUAGCUGUAGAUAGUUCGUGAUGCACAUCUGUGCUUGUGCGGUGUAUAUAUAUGUGUGUGUGUGUGUGUGUGUGUGUGUGAUUUUUGGUUUCAAGCAAUAGCCACUCUGCCACUGUCCAUAAAUCCCUGUCUCUUCUACUCCCUCCGUUCACUAUUAUCUUAAGAUGUUGUAGUAACUUUUUUUUUUCAAAUUUAGAUGUAUAUAAACGCACUUUAGUGUA